AUGAAUAAAAUUCAAAAUGCAAAAUCAUUCGCAAGACAUAAAAAUUUUCGAUUUCGGAAUUCAAACGCAGAUCAUUCUACGACAUGCUUAAGAACUUUUGUCUUUAAGCCUAAUUUGAUCACAUAUUAUUACCAGGUCAACCGACCGGUAACAUCAAACCCGUUUAAGAGAUUAUUCUCGUCUUCGAUAACGUCGCUCGAUGGUAAUACACCCAGUUCGACAAAAUUCAAAGAGUUGAUCCCAAAAUUGGAUGAUUUGCGCAAAGAAGAGUUGGAGAGCUUAAGUAGAGGUUACAAUUUUCCGAAACGAACUCAUCACUGCGGGGAACUGACAAGUUCCAACGUCAACGAACGCGUGAUUCUAUGCGGAUGGGCUCAUAAAUUACGCAAAUUAUUUUCCGAUUUAUAUUUUUUACCAAUACAUGAUUCUUUUGGUACCACGCAACUUGUAUAUCGACCCGUGACUUCCAAAUCGACGAAUAAGAAUGACAUUGAACGGGUGCUUUCAAAAUUAUCAGCAGAGAGUGUGAUCUGUGCCGAAGGGAUUGUCCAAAUGAGACCAGAUGAAAUGAUCAACAAAAAAAUGUCAACAGGCGAGAUUGAAGUGGAGAUAGAUAAAUUAUAUUGCCUCAACCCUGCAAAAAAACUACCUUUCUUGAUCUCUGAUGAGAAAAUUUCAAAUGAAGAGAUCAGGUUGAAACAUAGAUACAUAGAUCUGAGACGGGAUUCACUCCAGAGUAAUAUUCGCAAACGUUCUCUCGCAUCAUGGGUCAUACGAGAUUUUCUCAUGAGCAAUGGAUUUAUAGAGGUGGAGACGCCCAUAUUGUUUAAAUCAACGCCAGAAGGAGCGAGAGAAUUCAUUGUGCCCACCAGAUCGGAGGGGUUAUUUUAUGCUCUCACACAGAGUCCACAGCAAUACAAACAACUAUUAAUGGCAGGAGGGAUCGAUAAGUACUUUCAAAUCGCGAAAUGUUUUAGGGAUGAAGAUUUGAGGACUGAUAGACAACCCGAAUUUACUCAGAUUGAUCUAGAGAUGUCAUUUACAUCAGUCUCAGAGAUAAUGUCGUUGAUUGAGAGGUUAAUGAUAGAAGUUUGGAAGAAAGUUGUUGGAAUUGAUAUUGAAGACAAGACACCAUUUCUCAGGUUGAGUUACCGGGAUGUCAUGAACAAAUUUGGGUCUGAUAAACCUGAUACAAGAUAUGACCUAAAGAUCGAGAACAUUUCUCUUCAUCUAAGACAUCACCUAGACUAUUCGGAUCACAUUAUUGAAUGUUUGGUUAUAAAGAACGGUGCUACUUCAUUAACAAGUAGUGAAAUAAAGUCGAUGAAAGAAUUGGCGAAUAUUCACAAUCACAACCCAAUGCUCAUGGUUGAGGCGAAUGAACCUACGGUGAAACCAAAUUUCAUAAGAAUCACACCAACCAAUUUUUCAUCGUGGUUAUCAGAAUCGACCAUAUUCCAACAAUUUGUAAACAGUUUUGGUGAUUAUUCAUCAGUGCAGACUAAUGUGUUUGCACAAGAAAAUGUGACCAAAGAGUUGAGAAUUGACGUCGGAGAUCUGGUAAUUCUCAAUAAACGGAAAGCGGAAGUUUCGGGAAGUUGGACGUUGUUAGGACGUAUUCGUGUGGCUUGUGCACAAAUCUUACAAUCAAAGGGAAUCCUUAACAUUCAACCCAACCAAUAUAAUUUUCUUUGGGUUGAAUCCUUUCCUUUGUUUACCUGUGAAAAGAAUAAUGAUAACAUUUCUGGCGAUGAUCAUGAAAAAUUGGUUUCAACCCAUCACCCAUUUACAUCACCCGUUGUAGAAGACUUGGAGUUGAUUUUGAAGGACCCCCAAAAGGUAAGAGGUCAACAUUACGAUCUGAUUUUGAACGGAGUGGAAAUUGGCGGAGGAUCGAUUAGGAUUCACUCAUCGGCCUUGCAAAACAUUAUCUUUAACGAUAUAUUAAAGAUGAGUGACCAACAAAAAAGAAAAUUCGAUCACUUAAUAAAUGCUCUCGAAUAUGGGUGUCCUCCUCAUGGAGGAAUUGCUCUAGGCUUUGACAGGUUGAUGGCGAUAAUAUGCAACACCACGUCGAUCAAAGAUGUGAUCGCGUUCCCCAAAACCUCGUCUGGUAAUGACUUGUUGGUUGCGAGUCCAAGUGAGAUUACAGAAGAACAAUUGUUGGAAUAUAAAAUUAAAAGGGCAUAG
This is a messenger RNA of Acaulospora morrowiae, 2190 nucleotides long. The record is from the annotation of a GenBank genome assembly. NCBI's taxonomy places the organism in Eukaryota, Fungi, Glomeromycota, Glomeromycetes, Diversisporales, Acaulosporaceae.